UAUAUGUUUGUCAAAGAAUUCGUAAUGUGCAUGGAAUUAUAUUUAUAAUUAUAAUUAUUUUAUUUUUCUCUUUUGUUGGUAAAUUUGUGGUUAAUUGGUGAUGAAUCUUCUUGUUAUUAUAGACAAUGCCAAAACCUGGAAAGAGCAUGGUGGCCUCGUCAAGAUGUGGAUCAAUAGAACCAUUUCUUGCGAACUCACCGGGACAGUUCUCAAACCGAAAAGCUUUGCACGUGAUCUUUGGCUUGCCUUGGAGAAUCUAUUUUGUGAAAACAAGGAGAAUCGUGCACUCCAAUUGGAAAACGAGCUUCGUGCCAUCACCAUUGGAGAUGAUCUUUCUGUGAAAGAGUACUGCCGCAAGCUGAAGACUCUCGCUGAUAUAAUGGCUAACGUCGACUCACCAGUCUCGGAUCUCAUCCUCGUCAUGCACUGUCUCAACGGCCUUAAUGAAAAAUUUGAUGGCAUCCACAAUAUCAUUCGACAUCGCUCAUCACCAUUCCCCCAAUUUCAGCGAUUGAUGCUCCAAUCAGAAGAGGAUGGCCUGAAGAAACAACGACACCAAUUGGUGCAUUCCCUUGCAUCUGCUUCCUCCCCGAACAUCAUCUAUGUUAAAGAUCAAGCGUCGCAGCAUCAAAACUACAACAAUCGAGGCAGCAACAAGAAUCAUGGAUGCGUUGGCGAUCGUGGCAAUUGCGGACGUGGUCGCAACAACAAUAACUCCGGCCAGCAGUUGUCCGGUUACUCCGGCACGCCAAACUUUGUACUCCCAGUGGAGCUAUGAGCCUCCCCAAUGGACGUACCCAUAUCCGUAUUAUCCAUCUUCAACAUCGUACCAAAACCCAGUUUGCUCAUCCACCUAGGCCUAAUAGCAUACUCGGCCUAUAUGCAUGCUCCUCGUCCUAAAUAUGAAGCCCAUCUGAUUCAUAACUCCGCUGCUAGCUCCAACUCCAUAAUACUGACGGCUCUUGCUCAUGCGCGUAAUACCAUGACACUUCGGGAUCCAAAUGAUCCAUGGGUUAGAGAUACAUGAUUCACUGAUCACAUCAGUGCUCAACAAGCCAACAAGGAUCCUUAAACCAGGCAGAUUCUUCUCUGAUAUUACAUCCCAGGGGCCACUCUACACGUUGACACAACCAAGUUCGGAUUUUUGUACUAAGGAUAACAUGACAACCAUGUGUCAUGCAUCCGAUUUGGGUAAACAUGCUCGUCUUCCAUUCUUCCUGUCUUCUUCUAUUGUUACUAAACUGUUUCAAAUAACUCACUCCGAGUUUUGGACAUCUUCCAAUAGUGGUUUUAAAUACUAUAUGUUGUUUCUGUAUCAUUUCUCACAUUACAUUUGGGUUUAUCCACUUCAAAAGAAAAAUGAAACCUAUGGAAGAUUCUAGCA
This is a messenger RNA of Arabidopsis lyrata subsp. lyrata, 1384 nucleotides long. RefSeq lists its product as uncharacterized. The transcript has 2 exons. Lineage: Eukaryota; Viridiplantae; Streptophyta; Magnoliopsida; Brassicales; Brassicaceae. Bases 101 to 778 code for a protein of 225 amino acids. The record is from RefSeq and is a predicted model, not a curated record.